Hyla sarda is the source of this 5259-nucleotide messenger RNA. RefSeq names its product tripartite motif containing 62 (gene TRIM62). Bases 2839 to 4266 code for a protein of 475 amino acids. NCBI's taxonomy places the organism in Eukaryota, Metazoa, Chordata, Amphibia, Anura, Hylidae. Gene Ontology annotation, molecular function: protein binding; zinc ion binding. The transcript has 7 exons. Gene Ontology annotation, biological process: positive regulation of canonical NF-kappaB signal transduction; innate immune response. The record is from RefSeq and is a predicted model, not a curated record.
GGUGUGGCCAUGACGUCAUGAGCCUCCGUAACACAGGAUAAGUGAUAUGUGCUGAUUCCUAAGAGGACCGUCAAAAAGCACGUACUCUCUGAUACUUUCCCCGCUGGACAGUAUAUUAGGAUAAAAUCAAAAUGUGAAGAAGAGGGUCCAACGUGACACCAUUUUAUCCACGCCAGUAGCUUAUGAUCUCCAGUCGCGUAGAUCUUCUUGGCAGGAAAUUAAGCUUCUUUUUGGAGAAUCAGCCAAAUGACCUUUUCUUCUGUAAUAGCAGGGAGAGUAUUGCACCGACUCUCCCCCCCAAAAAAUAGUCCAUUGGAAUCCAGAUGAGAGACAGCAGGAGCGGAAUACUUUACGGAAAAGUCUUACACCGCAGAAUCUGACCAAUCUUGGGUAUCUAAUCCUCCUCAGGUUAGAACAACGAGAAACGUUCUAAAUAGAUUUGCCAUAAUAAAUUGCCGAAUCUCUGAAGUGCCAUAAGAUCCGCCGGCUAUAGCCAUUUUGGGACUGAUUUGCUUCUUAGGCUGCAUUCACACCACGUUUUUGCAAUACAGUUCCCAUAUACGUUUUCAAUGUGAAAACCGUACGGAACCGUAUUGAAAACCGUAUGCAUUGAUUCUCCAUUGAAAACCAUACGCCAAAAGAUGCAUCCGGUUGUGUCCGUGUUGCAUCCUGUACGGUUUUGUCAGGUUUUUUUUUCCCCGUACCCAAAACCGUAGUCUACCAAGUUUUUUGGUCAGGGGGAAAACCAUGUAUGUUUUUUUUUUAACAUGGGAGUCAAUGGGAACCAAAAAGAACCGUAUGUGCAUACGGUUCUAACCGGUUUGUACCAUACGGUUUUAGACUUUGCACAGUUUUUUUUCUUGGAAUUUCAAUCAAAGGGGAUUUAAGUGAAACUUAAUUCAAAAUGGAGUGAAAAGUUUAAAAACGUAUACGUUUAUUUCUUAAAAAUGGAUGCAACCGGACUUCAUUUUGCAAACCGUAUACGGUUUUUAACUGUAUAUGGGUUGAAAUUCGUACACACGUUUUGAUACAGUUUAGUCAGGUUUUGAGGAAUCCGUUUUUCAUCAAAAACCUGAUACGGGAACUGUAUUGCAAAAACGUUACCAAUUUGUGCAGCAAAUGCUUCACCCUGCUCGGUCUCUUUGGCGCCAUCGUCCCCAUCGCCAUCUCCUGGGGCUUCUUUGAGGGUACAAAAGCUGACUCUAAGGCUUCUGUGAACUUUCAGUGUUUGGACCCAUCUUGGUUUCUAAAUAUUAUCUUUAUUUACAUUAUUAUGUUUUCUUUGUAGCAACUUGGGAAUUUUCUUUAGGAAAGUCCACACCCCAUUCCAUGGUUUGAGAGUAAAGAUUCACGUAAUUAGCAUAUCCUUAUGUCCAGUCUGAUAGUGACCCAGCAGAUUCAUCUUCUGAUUCUUUCCUGGCUGCUGUCAAUAAAAGCCAGACAAACACAACUUUGGAGAAACUCCGAAACUGUUCAACGGAAACAACCAGAACCGUAUUCAUAUCACUUCCAAACACCAAUACAAGGAUACGGCAAACAGGAAUCAAGGAAUAAGAUAUAACAAUGGAACAAGAAAGAUGAUACCCAGCACUCACCAAUACAAGGAUACGGCAAACAGGAAUCAAGGAAUAAGAUAUAACAAUGGAACAAGAAAGAUGAUACCCAGCACUCACCAAUACAAGGAUACGGCAAACAGGAAUCAAGGAAUAAGAUAUAACAAUGGAACAAGAAAGAUGAUACCCAGCACUCACCAAUACAAGGAUAAGGAAAUCAGGAAUCAAGGAAUAAGAUAUAACAAGAAAGAUGAUACCCAGCACUCACCAAUGCAAGGAUAAGGAAACCAGGAAUCAAGGAAUAAGAUAUAACAAGAAAGAAGAUACCCAGCACUCACCAGUAAUGCAAAGUGAAGAUUUAUUAUGCCAUAGUGUAGUACAAGGACGCGUUUCGGCAUGGGAGCCUUCCUCAGCUGUCUGCCUGUUUAUUUUUAUUUAUUUUUAUUCAUUUAUUAGUAUGCUUUUUUUUCCAUUUUCCUGUAGUAUUCAUUCUAAUUUUAUUUAAUUUCACAUUUGUACAUACAUUUGUUUGUAUUAUGUAUAUUUUGGUAUUGCUCAAGAUAGAUCCACAUCAUUAUGCCAACCAUUCCUCUCAUAUACAUGUAUUAUCCUGCUCUAUAGUCCUGAUCCACACCAGAUUUUGCUUACGACUUGGUACAGGUGAUUGGACCAGGUAGAUAUAAAAUGGAACCAAGACAGCACACAACUCCCACACCACUAAAGAAGGGGUUUGGAUAGAUCCCAGAACACCCCGAAAUGCGUUUGGAGACUUAUGGAGAUUUUAAAUUGAGCAUCCGGAUGAAAAACGCCUAUCCAUAUUCACACCAAGCGAUAUUGGUGAAUAUAUCUCAAGUACGUUUCUGCUGACACGUGUGAAAAAUCUGCAGGGCAAGAAGGGGUUAACCACUGCCAUUCACAUUCACCCCUGCUGCCUAAAAUCCACCUUUGCAUCCAGCCUACAAGUUUGAACAUCUAUUCCUGCAUCAAGUUUGAACCUCCGACGGAGCGAGCGCCCCCACGGUCAUCUGACCGCAUUCUCCGGGAACUCGCCAGCGUGCAGGCCGCAAGGAGCAUCACAGACGCCACCGGCGCAUGGCCGCAGCAAGGUCCAUCGCUGCUGGCUGGAGCACCGAAGCAAGGACAGAAGCACCGACAUGGAGCGGGCUAUGUACAGGAUAUCUGCGGGAGCCGGACGUCACUGGAGACACAUUAUCCCCCUCUGAGGCUCUACAACAACCUGCUGUUCCGGAAGACGCUACCGCUACGUCAGAGAGAGAGCAAGAGGAUGGCGUGCUGUCUGAAGGACGAGCUUCUCUGCUCCAUCUGUCUGAGUAUUUACCAGGACCCGGUCAGCUUUGGCUGCGAGCAUUACUUCUGCCGUAAAUGCAUCACGGAGCACUGGUGCCGGCAGAAGCAUGGGGGCCCCCUGGACUGUCCGGAAUGUCGGAGAACCUUCUCAGAGCCCACCCUGUCCCCCAGCCUGAAGCUCUCCAACAUUGUAGAGAGGUACUCCGCCUUUCCCCUCGACGCCAUCCUCAGCGCCCAGAGAAGCUCAUUCCCCUGCAAGGACCACGACAAGGUGAAGCUCUUCUGCCUGACGGACCGCGCCGUGGUCUGCUUCUUCUGCGACGAGCCCUCCCUGCACGAGCAACAUCAGGUGACCAACGUGGACGAGGCCUUCGAGGAGCUGCAGAGAGAACUGAAGGAGCAGCUCCAGGCCCUGCAGGAGAGCGCGAAGGGGCACACCGAGGCGCUGCAGCUGCUGAAACGCCAGCUGGCCGAGACCAAGUCUUCAGCCAAGAGUCUCCGCGCCACCAUCAGCGAAGCCUUUGAACGUCUGCACCGCCUGCUGAGGGAGCGUCAAAAGGCCAUGUUAGAGGAGCUGGAGUCCGACACAGCCCGGACCCUGACGGACAUCGAGCACAAGGUCCAACGUUACAGUCAGCAGCUGCGUAAGGUGCAGGAGGGCGUGCAAAUCUUACAGGAGCGGCGGGCCGAGACCGAUAAGCACACCUUCUUGGCUGGCAUCUCCUCGUUGUCUGAGAGGUUAAAAGGGAAGAUUCACGAAACCAACCUGACCUACGAAGACUUCCCCACCUCCAAGUACAUGGGUCCUCUGCAGUACACAAUCUGGAAAUCUCUCUUCCAAGACAUCCACCCCGUUCCCGCUGCCCUGACCCUCGAUCCGGUAACCGCCCAUCAGCGCCUGAUCCUCUCCGAUGACUGCACUAUUGUGGCCUAUGGUAACCUGCACCCCCAGCCGCUCCAGGACUCCCCGAAGAGGUUUGAUGUGGAGGUUUCGGUGCUGGGUAACCAGGUCUUUGAUGGAGGGGUGCAUUACUGGGAGGUGGUGGUCUCCGAUAAAACCCAAUGGAUGAUAGGACUGGCUCAUGAAGCGGUGAGCCGCAAAGGAAGCAUCCAGAUCCAGCCCGGGAAAGGCUUCUACUGCAUAGUAAUGCACGAUGGGAACCGCUACAGCGCAUGCACCGAGCCCUGGACGCAGCUCAACGUCAAGAGCAAACUCGAGAAGGUCGGUGUCUACCUGGACUAUGACAAGGGGCUCCUUAUCUUCUACAAUGCAGACGACAUGUCCUGGCUUUAUACCUUCCGUGAAAAAUUUCCCGGAAAACUGUGCUCCUAUUUCAGUCCGGGGCAGAGUCACGCCAACGGCAAGAAUGUACAACCACUGCGGAUCAACACCGUGCGGAUAUAACGGUGCCCGGUGGGGGAGGGGAACUAGAUACAAGAGUUUAUUACGGGGUGGGUAGAGGACAAUCCUAAGAUCCUGUCAUGAACAGAUCCAUGGAGAGAAGUGUCCGCCAUGAUUGUCUCCAGCCUUAGCUAUCUCAGUCUCUGGGGUUGUGUCACGUGUUAAAGGGGUACUCUGCCCCUAGACCUCUUAUCCACUAUCCAAAGGAAAGGAUGUCUGGGGUGCCACAGCCGAGAUUGCGGGGGUCCCCUGCGACACCCCAGACAUCCGGUGAACGGAGCGAACUUCGCUCUGUGCCGGAUGACUGGCGUUGUGGGGCGGAGUCUAAUGCCGUCAUGGCGACGCCCUGCUCGUGCCAUCACGACCAAGCCCCCUCAAUGCAAUUCUAUAGGAGAGGGCGUGGCGGCCGUCACGCCCCUCCCAUAGACUUGCAUCCAGGGGGCGUGGUCAUGAUGUCACGAGCCUCCGACACUGCACCCGGUGCGCUAAACGAAUGCCGGGUGCAGCAGGGAGAUCGCAGGGAUCCCCAGUGGCUGGGCCCCUGCGAUCGGACAUCUUAUCCCCUAUCCUUUGGAUACCCCUUUUAAGCUGGAUGUUGGUUGACCACCAGAUGAAUGUUUAUGUUCUGACUGAUGACCCUUAGGACCCGUGGUGAGGAGGGGCCCAUAGUCCGAAUAGUUGCCUUACCUCAUAUUAUAUAAGACUGGUGACCAGAGAACAAGACGAGGGCCAACUCCAUCCAUGUGUGGGGAUCGCGCGCGCGAGAUAGACUUGGAUUAUUGUACAGUAUUACUAGACGAGGGCGGAGGUGAUGUCCACAGGAUAAGAUCCAGCCCUGGGGACGGGAGCUUUCCAGUCUUGUCGGCUGUAUAUGAUACACCUCGCUAUAUACAUAGGUAGACAGCUGUAUACUUGGUGUAUACUCUGCAGCAGGGAGUUGUCCACAUCGCAGGGGCAGUCUCUAGUUCUUGAUGCAUUAUCAUGGUCGGGGGGGGG